AUGGUUUUUAACGCUGGUUACCGAACGCCGAAUCCGUCAGAAAUUAUGGCAUCUGCCAAGUCCAGGUUGGUUGGAGUCUUGGAAUUAUUCGAUUCGUCCACACACACCGCUCGAAGGCCCUCCAAAAAAACAAUUUCAAAACCCAAUAUGACCUCCAAGAGUUUCGGCAGUCCCAUAAAUGUGGAGCAGUCGGUAAUAUUCUUCGAUGUGCUCCAGGAUUUUCUCCCGCGAGAAAAAUCCCACACAGUAUCACAAAAGAGCGAUGCCCAGUCAUUGCUGAACGUAUACAAGGGUGAUGUCGUUCACCUUAUUGACUUUGCACCCAAUAAUCUCGUUGAGGUGCGUCUAGUCAACCGCGUGGGUCAAGGACUAGUCCCCAUAAGAUGUUUGGCUGUUAACCGCAGUCUGACACCCACAAUAUCAUCAGAUUUCGCUACAACGCCGACUACAUUACAAUCGCCAAUUCACAAAGCAACCACUCUCCCGGCUGUUAAUUUGCCUUUCUCGUCAACGAAUUCUGGUAAGGACGCAUUCGGUGCGUCCUUACCAGAAAUCAAAAGCUGUCAGGUAGAGGCCAUCGAUCUGUGGGAUAAUCGAAUGUGGUACAAGAUCAGAUGCGUAAUGAAAACCGGUCAUCAUCGUGUCUUGUCUAGAUUUUAUCAGGAUUUCUAUUCACUGCAACUUUUGAUCAAAGACCAGUUGAUAAGGGAGAACAUUAACGACAUUCAAGAAUUCCUUCCUACGCUUCCAUCCCCUUGCGGAUCCAUAACUUCGUGCCAGGUCAAAAAUAGAGUCAAGGAGCUCAACAAAUACUUUGGCGAGCUACUUGGUUCAUCUGUUAUAUCAGAAGAUAUUAGAAUAGACAUCAUUCAAAACAACUGGCUAUCUCCUAAACCUGGGGAUGUCGUUAUUACGCCGCGUGGCUCGACAUUCAAGCUAUGGCCCUCGCCUUCAGGUAGUGAGUCUUGGGAAGCUGUUACCGGUAAGUUUUAUAAUGCACAAAACAACUUUGCCGAGCACCUCAAUCCCGUUAUUGGCAUGAAAAGCAGAGCAUUAUCUUUCUCGGCGAAAAGAUUGACAUUAGAGUCGCCCACGUUGAAAAGGAAACCUCAUUCGGCGCCGGCCACACCUGCGCUCUCCACAUUCGGAUUCGAUGUUCCUUAUCGAGAGGAGAAGGACAUCAAGGUGAAAUUUGUAUAUGAUGACGAGUGCUAUGUUGCCAAAUGUGCUACCUCAGAACUUCAAUCGUACCAGCAACUGGAUCGUUUGUGCCACGCUAAGCUCACGGGUUGCCUGCCCGAUGCCAACUUCCCACUGAUGAUUUCGUUAAUAAACGAUAAACAAGAGAAUGUGGUUCUUACCGAGGAAUCAUUCCGCUCUUCAAUCGCUGACCUCCAUUCCGGAAAGUUAACCUCAAAUAACGUAACAUGUUUUAACUUGAAGAAGUUGGUGCUGCGUGUAACGGCCUUAAAAUAG
Messenger RNA from Lachancea lanzarotensis, 1476 nucleotides. Its product is annotated as LALA0S09e01398g1_1. NCBI's taxonomy places the organism in Eukaryota, Fungi, Ascomycota, Saccharomycetes, Saccharomycetales, Saccharomycetaceae. The transcript has a single exon. Gene Ontology annotation, molecular function: phosphatidylinositol binding; protein binding. The record is from RefSeq and is a predicted model, not a curated record. Bases 1 to 1476 code for a protein of 491 amino acids.